CGGGAGGGCGAGCGACUGAGCGAGCAGGCAUCUAGCAGGAGGCAGCAGCGGGCGGGCGGGCAGACGGCACAGAGGGAGGGAGCAAGUGAGCAGUGAGUGAGCCAGCGAGGGCAACCGCGUCCCGAGAUCAGCCUAGAUUCCUCUCGUCCCUCUGACCCCCUCCCCGGAGCCCACAGCGCCUCCGGUCUCCAGCGGAGCGGACACGGCCCUGCCCGGCCAUGGCCUCGUUGCUGAAGGUGGAUCAGGAAGUGAAGCUCAAGGUUGAUUCUUUCAGGGAGCGGAUCACAAGUGAGGCAGAAGACUUGGUGGCAAAUUUUUUCCCAAAGAAGUUGUUAGAACUUGAUAGUUUUUUGAAGGAACCAAUCCUGAACAUCCAUGACCUAACUCAGAUCCACUCAGACAUGAAUCUCCCUGUCCCUGACCCCAUUCUUCUCACCAAUAGCCACGAUGGACUGGACGGUCCCACUUACAAAAAGCGAAGGUUGGAUGAGUGUGAAGAGGCCUUUCAAGGAACCAAGGUGUUUGUGAUGCCCAAUGGGAUGCUAAAAAGCAACCAGCAGCUGGUGGACAUUAUUGAGAAAGUGAAACCUGAGAUCCGGCUGCUGAUUGAGAAAUGCAACACGGUCAAAAUGUGGGUACAGCUCCUGAUUCCUAGAAUAGAAGAUGGGAACAACUUUGGGGUGUCCAUUCAGGAGGAGACAGUUGCAGAACUAAGAACUGUUGAGAGUGAAGCUGCAUCUUAUCUGGACCAGAUUUCCAGAUAUUAUAUUACAAGAGCCAAAUUGGUUUCUAAAAUAGCUAAAUAUCCCCAUGUGGAGGACUAUCGCCGAACCGUGACAGAGAUUGAUGAGAAAGAAUAUAUCAGCCUUCGCCUCAUCAUAUCAGAACUAAGGAAUCAAUAUGUCACUCUACAUGACAUGAUCCUGAAAAAUAUUGAGAAGAUCAAACGGCCCCGGAGCAGCAACGCAGAGACACUGUACUGAGGCCAGGGCCAGGGCCAGGGGACUCUGUGAGUCUGGCUCAAGACCGACAUUGCCUUGGUUUGUUACAUGACUAUCGUGAUGGGGAAACUGGCUGGAAAUAGUAAUCACACCUCUCUCUGUUUUUAGUUAGAGUCUAAUGAAGCUCUCAUGUAGUUCUGUGACGUGUUUACCUCUUUUUUCAGGCCUCAGGAACUCUUCUAUUUCCUUCCCUAAUACCCCGACCUGUCCUCUAAUUUCUGGAGAACUCCAGGUUUGUGUGUGCAGGAUGUUGGCACAAGAAUACUUGCGUUUUCUCUCCCCACCCUCCUGUGACUUGGGCUUUGUGUUUCUUUUUCUCCCUUUUGAUGAUUAGUCAGUUAGGAGCUGAGGGAACUAGAAGGAAAGUGCUAGGUGGUUUUUUUUUUAGGAUCUGAGGUCGGGAGACCGGCUUCUCUCUUCUGAUGCGAGGUUAGUGUUUCUUGCCAAUGUGGGACAUUGGAUCCUCCCUGCCACAGUUGUCCUGGUGAUGACUUCGGGUUUCCCAUCUACAUACAUGACAAGAAACACCUUAGACGUCAGCUAAGUCCCUAGCUCCUUCAGGUGUUUUUAUAACUAGAAUUUUCACAUACACAUAUGUGCAUGAUGGACACUCAUACAGACACGCACAUCUGACUUCUACUCUUUUACCUGAUUGCCUCCCUUCUCUCUCUCUCUCUCUCUCUCUCUCUCUCUCUCUCUCUCUCUCUCUCUCUCUCACACACACACACACACACACACACACACACACACACACACUCUGUUCAGGAAGUGACAGUUGUCUUAGUUGUCAUCCACCAGGGCCCAUUGUCUCCUGAUACUGUAGCCUCUUGGUGCCCAGAGGCUGGUGAGUUGGAGGAGAACCAAGAGGUGAGAAGCAGAGCAACUGGGGAAGGCUCCUUCUCUUUGACUCGGGUCUUUUGGGGCAUUACUGCGAAGGCCAGUCCUCUUGGCUCCUGAUUGCCUCUUCCUUGACCAGCUGUAAGUUGGGGUGGAGGUGUUCACAGCUGCGAGGGCCAGAUGCUGCUGCUCCUGCUGGGCUUUCCCUUUGGAAAAGAGUUCUUUUAUUUAUAGUAUUGUGCUUCCAGGGAAAGCAGUCACUGACGUGUGCAUGUGUGUGCAUGCACACACAGGCGUGUGUGCAUUGUGUGUAUGUGGAAAUCUUUUGGGCAAGUCAAAACCAUAGAAGAGUUGCCUCCUCUCUCUUGAAUCUUCCAGAGAUAUCCCCCACUUUUUUAUUCUACUGUUAUUGGAGAGUCAAUAUCUGCAGACAGCCUGCUAGUGACUCUCAGUGUCUGUUUCUUAUUCUUCCUGUCUCUGUCUUCCAACCCCUAAACAUAUUUCCACCUGGAUGUAUCAUUUUUUACUCCCAAUAUGCUAUAUAGAGGAGUCAGGAUGCUAUCUUCCCAUGAAUAGUACUCAGUAACAAACCAAUUGCAUUUUAGUUGGGCAGUGCCCUUAUCCACCCUCCAGAUCCCUUCCAGAUAAAACACGUCCCUUCUCCCACAAUGCGUUUCUCAGUUUCCCUUUUCGUUUGUUGGAUUGUUCUGCUGCCCUUCCUCCUCACCCUACUACCCUUGGAUCGUAAUGUAAAAUUCUUUUACCAUGUCAAAAAAUUAUUAAAAAUACAGGUACUUUGACCUCUUUCUAAAGCCGCAGACCCUGGUGCGAUGUUGUGGUGGCUGGGGCUGUAACCAUAUUCACAUGUGUGCGUAUCAGGAUACCCUCCUCCACAUGCACUGCCAGCCCCCCAUUGGAUGUCUUUAUACCAGUUGAGCUUCCCCUUUUUUCUGAAAUAAUGGAAAGAUUGAGACUUCUGCCUAGCAAGAGGCAAGGAUGGGUCCAUCAUUGGUAUUCAGCCUGAAUUAUGUGAAAGACAGCUCUUCCGGAAUCGAAGCUGCUCUGUCCCAACCCUCAACAAGAUCUCUCCUUCCUUCCUUCCCUCCUUCCUUCCCCAGUGAUACCCAUGAACUGCCAGUAGAGGCUGCUCUAGUUCCACGUGGGGAAUCACCUGGGUCAAGUCACGCCCUACCCUGUGGUGGUCUUUACCGUACGCUGAUUCUCCCUUCUGAAUGAUGUCUUAAAUUUCUUGAGAUGCCAGGGGACUCUUGGUUUCAAAUGACUUGGAGGGCUAUCUGGGACCCUAGCUCCCUCUGAAAU
Messenger RNA from Pteronotus mesoamericanus, 3158 nucleotides. It is a transcript of the gene PSME3, whose product is annotated as proteasome activator subunit 3. The coding region runs from base 219 to 983 and encodes 254 amino acids. Gene Ontology annotation, molecular function: endopeptidase activator activity. NCBI's taxonomy places the organism in Eukaryota, Metazoa, Chordata, Mammalia, Chiroptera, Mormoopidae. Gene Ontology annotation, cellular component: cytoplasm; proteasome activator complex; nucleoplasm. Gene Ontology annotation, biological process: positive regulation of endopeptidase activity; regulation of G1/S transition of mitotic cell cycle; regulation of proteasomal protein catabolic process. The record is from RefSeq and is a predicted model, not a curated record. The transcript is spliced from 11 exons.